UCACUACGCACUGGGUGCGCAGGAUCGCACGGCAAGUCGACACGCAGGUGCGGUCAGCUGACCAGCAGAUAGCAACGUCGAAGACAAGACCGCGAGGAGAAGAGACGUCUGCGUGGAGCGCUGUGGAGAUAGGUCCCGCGGAGAACUCUCCGUACCAGUUCAUCUCCGGUUUCGGCGAGUACGAGACGUUGUUUCGGCCGGGCGUCGGCUUCGAGGGCGUCGACCACCUCAACAAGGUCAGCGCGCCACUCGGCUGCAAGUUCAUGUAUGCAGACGCGCCGCUGCCCGUCUGCAGCUUCGGCGGCAACUGGCUCUCUGUCAUAGCAGAGACGAGCCGAGCCAUCAACCUUACAGGUACUGCUCAGGUGUUCCUCGUUUGUGGAGGAAGGAACGUGGGUAAAUCGACAAUGGCACGACACCUAAUCAACUCUGCAUUGUCUGAGUGUAAGCGAGUUGCGUACCUGGAGUGUGACAUAGGUCAGACUGAGUUCACCCCGUCGGGCUGCAUCUCUCUACACAUUGUCACCACACCUGUGAUCGGCCCGCCGUUUACGCACCAGAGGAAGCCAUAUAGAAUGUGCUACUAUGGACAUAUAGCGGCCCAGGAAGACCCAGUACACUACGUCGCAUGCGUGAAAUACGUCUACCAGGCUUACGUCAAGUUGAGGCGCGACAGGGUUCCCUUAAUUGUAAACACCAUGGGCUGGAACAGAGGUAUGGGACUAAACUUGCUGGUGGAUGUAAUAAACAUCACGCAGCCCACGCACGUGGUGCAGUUUGUGCAUUCGAGUCCCAAUAAGAACCUGCCACUGGUGAAUGAGGAAUUCCUGUCCUGCACCCCAGGCAUGGUCUACGAACAGAGAGCCCUGAGCAACCAUAGGCAUUUGUUGGUGGAGAGUUACGAGGAAUAUCAUCAAAGGAAGAAGCAAUACAAACCAGAAGAUCAUCGGCAUCUCAGCUUUCUCGCCUAUAUGGGCAAGAUGCUUGACUUCACAGUUACUGGAAAGUCGUUGCCACUUGAGGCUCUCCAGCCAUACAGUCUUCCAUGGAGUGCAGUUGGGAUUCAUGUGAGUCAUGCAGUUAUUCCAAACUCACUUGCCCUGCUUUCAUUGAAUGCGAGUGUUGUAGCAUUGUGUGCUGCUGAUCCAAAAGAGAUGCUGAGUUCAGAAGAUGAAACACUGCCCCGGUUCUUUCAUUCUACUCCUGUGUGCAAAUGCUUUGGCUUCGGUAUCGUGCGGGGAAUUGACCCAGUGCAGAAGGUGUUCUACAUACUCACGCCGGUGCCCUUUGCUGACCUUGGCAAGGUUAACACGCUACUGAAAGGUGUGCUGGAAAUUCCAUCGUGCAUCAUGACGACACAGAAGUGCCAGCAGCCACUGCCAUACGUCAUGGAGGCUAGGCACAUACCGCGUGUCCUUGGGAAGGAGUCGGUGAAGAGAUCUUUCAAAGCGCGGCCCAAGUACAAACGCCAGGGCGGCGCGCGACCAAGCCAGAGAAAGAGACAGCCGUGAAGAUACGCUUGCUUAGAAAGAUUAACAUGAAUACAUCAAAUGGAUUCAUUGUUGGAGAUUUUCUCGCGAUGACUUGAUGAGGUUUACGCAAACGUUUGAAGUGUGAUAUCAGGAAAAGUAACUUACUCAUGUAUUACUUAUUUGACAUCGGUAAAAAAACGAUGCGGGAAAAUGAAAGCACAUUUUUUACUCUAACUUAUCGUCGUAACUAGGAAAGUAAUUGGAAAUCCAAGAGAGGUAAUUAUUUUGAUUUUGUGCUAUUUUGUUACUAUAGUUGUAUCCUCUCGUAAUAUACAUAGCUGAGACGUUGAGUGAAUUUGGUUAUUCAUGUGUUUUGCUCUGGCCACUGUCACAGUGACAAUUGUACAAUGCUGCUAAGACGUGGCUUUGAAUUAUGGCUGCCAUUGAUGGCGCAAUGAUUGAAAUUGAUUGGAGUUCCUUUAUAUAGAUAUAUUAUAUAUUAUUUAUAUAUUAUAUUAUAUAAAACUGUCUCUGAUGAUGCAUUAAA
This is a messenger RNA of Priapulus caudatus, 2019 nucleotides long. RefSeq names its product polynucleotide 5'-hydroxyl-kinase NOL9-like. The transcript is spliced from 11 exons. Gene Ontology annotation, molecular function: polynucleotide 5'-hydroxyl-kinase activity. Bases 264 to 1511 code for a protein of 415 amino acids. NCBI's taxonomy places the organism in Eukaryota, Metazoa, Priapulida, Priapulimorpha, Priapulimorphida, Priapulidae. Gene Ontology annotation, biological process: cleavage in ITS2 between 5.8S rRNA and LSU-rRNA of tricistronic rRNA transcript (SSU-rRNA, 5.8S rRNA, LSU-rRNA). The record is from RefSeq and is a predicted model, not a curated record. Gene Ontology annotation, cellular component: nucleus.